AUGUAUCCAAACACAAGUAAAACAUGCACUCGAUGUGAUGCAAGUUGUAAUGGGCAAUGCAACACAUCAAAUGGUGUCUUUACAGGCUGCACAACAAACAACGUCUUCACUGAUACACCCGGCAAAGCGUGUGUUGCUUGCAAAUCAUUUGACACAAACUGCUUCACCUGUUCACCAGACUUUUCGAGAAAGUGCAAAGUGUGUGUAAUUGGGUUCUAUCCCGACGAUGUAUUUGGCAAAUGUGUUGCGUGUGCGACAAUAACAAAUUGCAACACGUGUUCAUCUGAUACACAGAAGUGCCUGACAUGCAAAGAUCCGUUUAUUCAGAAGAGUGGUGGUUGUGAAAUCUGUCCGAUUGAAGAAUUUAAGUUCAGCGAGACAACAUGUUCAAAAUGUUACAACACAAUCGACAAUUGCAACACAUGUGAUACAAUCGCUGUUGGCAAAGCAAGAUGUAAUGUGUGCAUUUCUCCUUAA
This is a messenger RNA of Entamoeba invadens IP1, 477 nucleotides long. RefSeq lists its product as hypothetical. The record is from RefSeq and is a predicted model, not a curated record. Bases 1 to 477 code for a protein of 158 amino acids. NCBI's taxonomy places the organism in Eukaryota, Evosea, Mastigamoebida, Endamoebidae. The transcript has a single exon.